CAAUGUAGGUAGUGUACUGACGAAAAUAAAGAAGUUCAGUGCUGCUUGUUAGCAGGUAGCAGGACAGAUAACGGAGUUUAGAAACGACCAAGAUGUCGUUAUUAUGUUUAUAGGAGACUUUAAUGUGAACAGACAGCUGUCGGUGUUCAGUGUGAUGACCGGAAGAUGGACUUUAACAGGACUGUUCUGGUGACCGGAGGCUAUGGAUUCAUUGGCUCCCAUCUUGUGUGUUCGCUGGUCAACAGACACCCUGACUGGAGAAUUAUUAACUUGGAUAUCUUGGAUUACUGCUGCAGCCUCAGGAGUCUGGAGAGUGUUGAAGACAGAGCCAACUACACCUUUAUCAGGGGAGAUGUGUGUAACUCGCGGCUGGUAAAUCACAUUUUCAACACUGAAAACAUCGAUGUGAUCUUUCACCUGGCAGCAAAAACACACGUCGAGUCAUCGUUUGAAACUCCGUCUAGUUUCCAGCGCAUUAACAUCGAUGGGACCAGAGUUUUACUGGGAGCCGCCCAUCAGGCCCGACACCAGCCACAACGCUUCAUCUACGUCAGCACCGAUGAAGUGUACGGAGCCAGUCUGGACCAGGUGUUUGAUGAGAGCAGUCCAGUGAGGCCCUCCAACCCGUACUCUGCCACUAAAGCAGCCGCAGAGUACCUGGUUAGAUCCUACUGGGACAAAUACAAGUUUCCCAUCAUCAUCACCAGGAGCAACAACAUCUACGGCCCCAGGCAGUACACUGAGAAGGUCAUUCCAAGGUUUCUCACCCUCUUACGCAUGAACAAGAAAUGCACCAUCCAGGGAACCCUCCCGAAAUCCCGCCAUUUCCUGUUUGUCGAUGACACCAUCAGCGCCUUCCUGCUGGUUCUGGAGAAAGGGACUGUGGGAGAAAUCUACAAUGUGGGAACGAGCUGUGAGGUUCCCAUUGUGCAGCUGGCCAGGGAACUUGUUAAGAUGAUGAAGAACGUGACAGACUCUGAAGUGAACGAUUGGCUUGAGUUUGUGCCUGACAGGCCGCGUGUCGACCUGCGCUACCCCAUCAAAUGUGAGAAGCUGCAGCAGCUGGGCUGGAGAGCAGAGGUGUCCUGGGCUGAAGGCAUCAGACAGACUGUCAAAUGGUACCAAGACAACUCAGACUUUUGGUCAGACCCGAGCAAGGACCAAGAACAAAUCAUAAGCAAGCUUGAACAAGCCACCAACAAAUAAGUGGCCUGACUUACGUCUUAACUAACAGCUACUGAACACAUGAGCGAACAUCAGUCUCGCUGUACAGCAUUUUUUAUUCUCAACUGUCUGUAAGUGAUCGCUGGACCAACAGGCCCUGAAGUGCCAGACAACAGGAAGGCAGAGCCUCCCGUCAACCAAAGUUUCACCUGGAAAUGAAUGCACUUUAUUUUGAUAUUAAUUACUAAUUCAGCUGGUGUUAAUGAGCAUAGCAGUUGUCUUAUUUCCUUUUCCGCGUUGCCCUCAUAGUUCAAAAAUCAAAUGACCACAUAUUGUAGUGAUGGUCAGCUCAAAACAGGGAAGACGUGUAUUACAUUGUCAUGCACUUAAUGAGAUUACUCAGAGAAAUGAGACAGACGGCUGUAACUCUUCAGAACAUGUAAACACACCAGCUCCUGCUAACAUUCAACAAGACUGUCAGUUCAUUUUAGUCAUUUGUUUUAUACACAUUGUUAAAAGAUCUUUAUCAUGUCAUUCUGUAGAAUGUACUGCAAAUAAACUUGAUUAUUUAAUAGCU
This is a messenger RNA of Epinephelus lanceolatus (giant grouper), 1741 nucleotides long. RefSeq names its product TDP-glucose 4,6-dehydratase (gene tgds). Lineage: Eukaryota; Metazoa; Chordata; Actinopteri; Perciformes; Serranidae. Gene Ontology annotation, biological process: nucleotide-sugar metabolic process. The record is from RefSeq and is a predicted model, not a curated record. Gene Ontology annotation, molecular function: dTDP-glucose 4,6-dehydratase activity.